AUGUCUCGAUUUGGAGCCAAGAAAGGCAGAAAGCUACCCGGCGCAGAAUUCAGCUGGGAGACGGAGCCUGGCGGGGAAGCCGACACAGCGCCUACACCUCUUUUUCCUAAAUACGCCGUGCCGCGCGCCAGACCGUUGAACCCCCGCGAACAGAGACAGGUCGAUCUCUACCGUGCACUACGCGAACGCUUCCACGAUGGACCUUACUACUCCGUCCUGCAGUCGACAUCUAUAGCGGCGAGGAAGGACGACCCGUCGCGCGCGCACUUUGACCCGUUUCACGGAAUGCCUACGUACUCCGGCAAAUACCAGAAGCAGAAGCGGGACCGUCCCGAGUUGAAGGGUCGCCCGUAUGUUAUGAAAUUCUUUCCCCGUCACCUGUGGAAGACAAUCCAGCCGAAUUUCAAUCCCACCGUGGCUAUGGAUGGCUAUGUGCCGGUUGGCCCGCGUUCGGCCAUCAAGCGCGGAUUCGAAGAUGAUGAGGAAGAAGAGGAUGUUGAGGAUACCAAGCGGCAGAAGGGUGAAGAGGAGGACGAAGGGGCGGAGAAUGAGGAUAUCUUGGAUGGGGAUGAGGAGCAGGAAGAAGAGAUCGUCGAUGACGAUUUUGAAGACGAUGAGGAUGAAAUGGGCGGCGACUAUAACGCGGAGCAGUACUUUGAUGCUGGAGAUGACGAGUACGGAGAUGAUGGGUUCGCGGAUGGCGGUGGUGGAGGAGGCGAUGAAGACACCUACUAA
Molecule: messenger RNA, 735 nt
Organism: Aspergillus clavatus NRRL 1
Lineage: Eukaryota; Fungi; Ascomycota; Eurotiomycetes; Eurotiales; Aspergillaceae
Product: DNA-directed RNA polymerase III subunit C31
Exons: 3
Coding region: 1-735 (244 amino acids)
Biological process (GO): transcription by RNA polymerase III
Cellular component (GO): RNA polymerase III complex
Source: RefSeq, a predicted model, not a curated record